Messenger RNA from Crotalus tigris (Tiger rattlesnake), 873 nucleotides. RefSeq names its product olfactory receptor 10A4-like. Gene Ontology annotation, cellular component: membrane. The transcript has a single exon. Gene Ontology annotation, molecular function: G protein-coupled receptor activity; olfactory receptor activity. The record is from RefSeq and is a predicted model, not a curated record. NCBI's taxonomy places the organism in Eukaryota, Metazoa, Chordata, Lepidosauria, Squamata, Viperidae. Gene Ontology annotation, biological process: G protein-coupled receptor signaling pathway. Bases 1 to 873 code for a protein of 290 amino acids.
AUGAAAAAACACAAUCAGUCCUGUCUCACUGAAAUUGUGCUGUUGGGCUUCUCAGAUUUCCAGACUUGGCAAGAACUUCUGUUUUCCCUAAUUCUCAUAUUCUACCUCAUAGCCUUGAUGGGCAAUGGUUUGGUUUUACUGCUCACCAUUGUCAGUCCCACACUUCACACCCCAAUGUACUUCUUCCUCUGGAACUUGUUCUUUUUGGAAAUUGGCUACACCUCCUCCAUCAGCCCAAAGAUGCUAGUGAACUUAUUAUCAGAGAAGCAGACUAUAUCCUUUUGGGGCUGUGGAUGUCAAAUGUAUUUCUUCCUUCUCUUUGGUGUCACUGAAUGUUGUCUUCUUUGUGUCAUGGCCUAUGACCGCUACGUUGCCAUUUGCAAACUCUUGCAGUACCCAUAUAUCAUGAAUCUCAGGGAAUGUGCUAUGCUUGCUGCUGUGUCAUGGGCCACUGGUGUUUUUGUAGGCUUGGGGUACUUAGUUUUAAUCUUUACCUUUCCCUUCUGUGGAUCAAAUCAAAUUAGCCAUUUCUUCUGUGAUCUUAUGCCUGUUCUGAAGCUGGCCUCUACAUAUACCUACAAAAAUGAGGUGACCAUUUCUACAUUGACAGUGGUAGCUGACUUGAUACUCCUUUUGCUCAUUCUCUAUUCCUACAUCCUCAUCAUCUCCACUAUUCUUAUGAUGCCACUGGCCAAGGACCGGCACAAAGCAUUCUCCACUUGUUCCUCACAUCUCACUGUUGUCUUGAUUUUCUAUGGAACUAUCAUUUUUACUUACAUUCAUCCCAACUCAGCCAAUUCUGCAGAAAAUAACAGGAUUUUUGCACUGCUUUACACAAAGCUUAAACCCCAUCAUUUACAGCUUGAGGAAUAA